AUGUCUGCCCGUCGUCCUCAUGGACAGAGCUACGCGGAUGUUGCGUCUAAGCCUCCAACAACGAGCGACUCGGACGUGACGCCUGCUGUUCCAUCAGACGUCAUCUACAAGCUGCUGGGCUUCACGGCCGCCAUGGCCUUCCUGCCCAUCGCAAUGUAUUUUCUGACGGUGAAGACAAUCUUCGGAGGAAACGCAACAUAUUCUGGAAUAACUGCGGCCGUUACGGCCAACGUGGUCUUGUUCGCCUACAUCUACGUCGCCUGGAAGGAAGACCAGGGUGACAGACAAGAAGCAGAAAAGUCCAAGUCGAAGAAAGCGCAAUAG
Molecule: messenger RNA, 324 nt
Organism: Penicillium cinerascens
Lineage: Eukaryota; Fungi; Ascomycota; Eurotiomycetes; Eurotiales; Aspergillaceae
Product: vacuolar ATPase assembly integral membrane protein VMA21
Exons: 3
Coding region: 1-324 (107 amino acids)
Biological process (GO): vacuolar proton-transporting V-type ATPase complex assembly
Cellular component (GO): endoplasmic reticulum membrane
Source: RefSeq, a predicted model, not a curated record